Molecule: messenger RNA, 989 nt
Organism: Hippocampus zosterae (dwarf seahorse)
Lineage: Eukaryota; Metazoa; Chordata; Actinopteri; Syngnathiformes; Syngnathidae
Product: RNA-binding protein with serine-rich domain 1-like
Exons: 7
Coding region: 16-807 (263 amino acids)
Biological process (GO): mRNA splicing, via spliceosome
Cellular component (GO): cytoplasm; ASAP complex; nucleoplasm
Molecular function (GO): RNA binding
Source: RefSeq, a predicted model, not a curated record
GCAUCAUAUUAAGGAAUGAGUUUUGUUUCACAAACGGCGCCUUCGCCAACCAAAAAGGAGGAUGACAAGAGUAAGCAAGGAGUUAAACGGAAAUCAGGAGCCUCGAAAGAUGGCGCUGAAAAAGAUCAGGGCAGAGUGAAGAGCCAAACGCGACCCCGUGCGCACAGUGGGACCAGCAGUUCCAGUUCCAGUAGCGGCUCGGGUUCAAGUUCCAGCUCGUCCACAAGCUCCUCCGGUUCUUCGAGCUCCCGCUCAUCUUCGUCGUCGCCAAGCCCCAACCGACAACAACCCAACCGACGACGCUCCCUCUCAAAACCCAAAGUGACCAAGAAAGAUGAUCGGGAAUGGCGGAAGAAGAGUCCCGCUCCAAAACCCACCAAGGUCUAUCUGGGCCGACUAACAAGGAAUGUCAUCAAGGAACACAUUCAGGAGAUCUUCUCCACCUAUGGCAAGAUCAAGAUGAUCGACAUGCCGAUGAACCGCGUUCACCCUCAUCUGUCCAAGGGCUGCGCGUACAUCGAGUUCGAGACCCCCGAGGAAGCCGAGAAGGCUCUCAAACACAUGGAUGGAGGACAGAUUGACGGUCAGGAGAUUACAGUCACAGCCGUUCUGACACCGACAGUGCGCGCCCCACCUCGGAGGAUGUCCCCUCCCCGCAGAAUGCUGCCUCCACCCCCGAUGUGGCGACGCUCUCCGCCUCGCGUGAGGAGAAGGUCGCCAAGGCGACGCUCCCCAGUCCGGCGCAGGUCCCGGUCAGCUGGCCGCCGUCGCCACCGGUCACGCUCUAGUUCCAACUCCUCCCGCUAGAGAAAAUAAUUGCCCACCGCAAAAAAAAAUGUGAAUGCAUUAUUUCCCCUUCUUUCCUUUUUUCACUUUCAAAGCAACAUUGGAAUACUGUAGAACUCUGUGCAGCUGUCACUUUCCCCAGUCCAUUUUUUUUUUAAUGUGAGCGGUCAAAAAGAUUAAAGGCAAGAUCUAUAAUUGCAGAA